Molecule: messenger RNA, 2231 nt
Organism: Neofelis nebulosa (Clouded leopard)
Lineage: Eukaryota; Metazoa; Chordata; Mammalia; Carnivora; Felidae
Gene: RCOR2
Product: REST corepressor 2
Exons: 12
Coding region: 3-1574 (523 amino acids)
Biological process (GO): negative regulation of DNA-templated transcription; regulation of transcription by RNA polymerase II
Cellular component (GO): transcription regulator complex; histone deacetylase complex
Molecular function (GO): transcription corepressor activity
Source: RefSeq, a predicted model, not a curated record
UAAUGCCCUCCGUGAUGGAGAAGCCGAGCGCGGGCUCCGGGAUCCUGUCCCGCAGCCGGGCCAAGACGGCGCCCAACGGCGGGCAGCCGCACUCGGAGGAUGACAGCAGCGAGGAGGAGCACUCGCACGACAGCAUGAUCCGCGUUGGAACCAAUUACCAGGCCGUGAUUCCGGAGUGCAAGCCUGAGAGCCCUGCACGCUACAGCAACAAGGAACUGAAGGGGAUGCUGGUGUGGUCGCCCAACCACUGCGUGUCAGAUGCCAAACUUGACAAGUACAUUGCGAUGGCCAAGGAGAAGCACGGCUACAACAUUGAGCAGGCGCUGGGCAUGCUCUUGUGGCAUAAGCACGAUGUAGAGAAGUCACUGGCCGACCUGGCCAACUUCACCCCGUUCCCUGAUGAGUGGACUGUGGAGGACAAGGUGCUGUUUGAACAGGCCUUUGGCUUCCAUGGCAAAUGCUUCCAGCGGAUCCAGCAGAUGCUGCCUGACAAGCUGAUCCCUAGUCUGGUAAAGUAUUACUAUUCGUGGAAGAAGACCCGCAGCCGGACCAGCGUGAUGGACAGACAGGCUCGGCGGCUGGGGGGCCGAAAAGACAAAGAAGACAGUGAUGAGCUUGAAGAGGGACGAGGAGCCGUGAGUGAGGGGGAGCCAGAUGCUGGAGACCCCAAGAGAGAGCCUCUGCCCUCUCGGCCCCUGAAUACCCGCCCAGGCCCUGGGAAGAAGGAGGCCCAGGGGUCUCAGUACCGCCACCACCCGCUGCGAACCCGGCGUCGCCCACCCAAGGGCAUGUACCUGAGCCCCGAGGGCCUCACCGCUGUGUCAGGAAGCCCAGACCUUGCCAACCUCACGCUUCGAGGCCUCGACUCGCAGCUCAUCUCCCUCAAGCGCCAGGUGCAAAGCAUGAAGCAGACCAAUAGCGGCCUCCGCCAGGCGCUGGAGGGUGGCAUCGAUCCACUGCGCCCCCCUGAGGCCAACACCAAGUUCAACUCCCGCUGGACCACGGAUGAGCAGCUCUUGGCCGUGCAAGCCAUCCGUAGGUACGGCAAAGACUUCGGGGCUAUAGCCGAGGUGAUCGGGAACAAGACUCUGACCCAGGUGAAGACGUUCUUCGUGAGCUACCGGCGCCGCUUCAAUCUGGAGGAGGUGCUGCAGGAGUGGGAGGCCGAGCAGGACGGGGCGCCCGGAGCCCCAGUCCCCAUGGAGGAGUCGAGGAGAGGGGCCCCCUUGCCAGCCCCAGCCCUGGAGGAAGACGACGAGGUGCAGAUCACGUCCGUGUCGACAUCCGUGCCCCGAUCGCUACCUCCCGUGCCGCCCCCUCCUCCGCCUCCCACCUCGCUGUCCCAGCCGCCCCCGCUGCUGAGGCCACCUCUGCCUACGGCUCCCACUCUGCUCCGCCAGCCACCCCCGCUCCAGCAGGGCCGUUUCCUCCAGCCCCGGCUGGCCCCCAACCAGCCCCCACCACCUCUCAUCCGCCCGGCUCUGGCUGCCUCCCGCCACAGUGCCCGCCCCGGCCCUCAGCCCCCACCCACCCUGAUUGGAGCCCCGCUGGAGCCUCCAGCACCGUCACUCUGAGCCCUGCGGCCCUCCACCCGCCAGAGGCUCCAGAACCCCGUGGCUGGCCGUCCUUGGACACCUCUGGCUUCACUGAGGACAGAAGGGACUAGAGCCCUUGGCCAGGUCUUUCGAAGACUCGGAGCUGCCAGUGGGCACAGUCUGGACCUCUGGGUUCUGCACUUGUUUCUGGCAGCUGAGGCUCCACCCCCCCCACCCGAGCCUGGAGCCUGGGGCGGGGACUCAGGGGCCUUCUGAACUGGCCUGAGGGUACUUUUCUCUUCCUGGCUGGGGCUGGAAUGGCUGCCUCCUAGUCUGCUGGGGCUGGGCCUUUGGGCCUUGGCCUUCGUGUAGAGGGGGUAGUGACCUUAGCUUGGGGGAUGGGGGAGUGGACAGUGUAGGGGCUGUUCUUCCUCUUUCUUUUAGCAAUAAGUCAGGGUGAGGUGGGGAGGGGGCUGUAGGGGGGAGGCGGGCAGAGGUUCCUUGGGGCCUCAGUGUGGCCGAACUGGAUGGGCAGCUCUCCUGUCUUCCGGAGCUUGCUGGGAAGUGCCAUGGAGCUCUGAAGGUGCCCGCUAUACCCACUGCCCAAAAGCCUAGAGAAAGGAGGGCCGGGGACAUAUGCAGACAUGGGUUUAUUUUUCAAUGUUUUUAAAAAAUAAAUAAAAUCUUCCAAGUUCA